Messenger RNA from Mycosarcoma maydis (corn smut), 1914 nucleotides. RefSeq lists its product as uncharacterized. Gene Ontology annotation, biological process: regulation of actin filament polymerization. Gene Ontology annotation, cellular component: cortical actin cytoskeleton; actin filament; site of polarized growth. The record is from RefSeq and is a predicted model, not a curated record. Lineage: Eukaryota; Fungi; Basidiomycota; Ustilaginomycetes; Ustilaginales. Gene Ontology annotation, molecular function: actin filament binding. Bases 1 to 1914 code for a protein of 637 amino acids. The transcript has a single exon.
AUGUCGCUCAACGUCAAUCUUUCAUCUGGCGCCAUCCGCGAUGCCUACGAAAAGGUGCUUGAUGGCGUCAAGGACUACCUGGUGCUCACGUACGAAAAGGCAUCCAACGAUCUUCGCGUCCAGGUGGUCGAAAAUGGCGAUCUGGACGAUCUCAACGAGGAGUUCUCUGACGGUCGCAUCCAGUACGCUUUUGCUCGAGUCAAGGAUCCUAACACGCAGCUGCCCAAGUUUGCGCUCAUCAACUGGUGCGGUGAAGGUGUACCUGAGAACCGCAAGGGCUUGUUCGCCACCCACUCGUCGGCCGUGGCGCAGUAUCUGAGGGCAUACCAUGUCAGCAUCAAUGCGAGGUCCGAAGCUGAUGUCGAUCCGAAGCUGAUCAUGCGCAGGAUUGCAGAGUCUUCAGGCGCCAACUAUUCUGCUGCAGGCAAGGCGGCCAACACGCACGCGGGUGGACCGAUCGGAUCGGUUGGUACGAGCUACAAGCCGAUCGGAACCCCCGACAUCAGAGGAAUGCAGAAGACUGCGCCGAAAGACACAAUCGCUCCCGUCGGUACCAACUAUUCAUCCAAGCGCGACGAGCUGCAACAGAUCCGAUCUGGAACUGCGCCCGCACCCAAGCUUCCCAGUGCGCCUCGUGUCAGUGCGCCUGCUUUUGACUCUGCGCCGGCUGCAUCCACUCCGGCUCUGACACCAGCUGCUCCCAAGCCACCAGCCGCAUCUGCCUCGAGACUGGUCAGCACCUCUGCAGUACCACCUGCACCUAGUCCAGAAGCAUCGUCUGCGCCGCCAAAGCCUGCCGAGGACGACCGUAUCCAGCCGGUCGGCACGGCGUACCAGCCCAUCAGCUUAGGCAAGCCGGGCAAACUCAACAUGGCCAAUCGCUUCCCCUUUGGACAGCAAGAGAGCGAAUCCUCUCCUGCACCGGCAGCACCACGCGUCGCUUCGGGUGGAGCGUCAGGCAAGCUUACUUGGAGCCAACGGCAGGAAGCGGCGCGUAAGGAACGAGAAGAGCAAGAGGCCAGAGUCAAGCAGCUCUCGUCCGGGAUGCGAACGGCUAGCUUUGGCACCGGUGGAGCUGGUACGGGCUCUACUGCCGCCGCAAACGCGCCACCUGCGCCUGCUGCUCCCCCCGCGCCCCCGGCACCUCCUACACCUCCUGCAGCUGCAGCUGUAUCCGCACCCGAGGAAGCCGAGGAAGAGGCGCCAGCUGCACCGCCCGCUCCUCCUUCUCCCCCUGCUCCUACAGAGGCGGAUGUGGGAGGAGCUGCAGAGCAACUAGAGUCGACGCAUCUCUCUGCUGUCAGUGCUGGCAGCAACAAGGGUCUACGCGGUCGCGUUGCGUGGGCGUACGAAGCAGCUGAAGACAACGAAUUGACGCUUGUCGAGGGAGCGAUCAUCUCACACAUUGAACAGAUCGACGAAGGUUGGUGGUCAGGUGUAGAUGAGCACGGUCAAGAGGGUCUGUUCCCUGCCUCGUACGUGGAGCUGAUUGAAGGCGAGGCUGAGCCGGAAGAAGAGGCCGCACCGCCAGCACCGCCAGCACCGCCAGCCCCACCUGCUGCUGCCGCUAGCGAGACAGAAGAGCAAGACGACCAAGGCAUUCCACCCCCUCCCCCACCGCCGCCUGCUCCGCCUGUAGCACCUGCAGCACCUGCAGCACCUGCUCUGCAAGAGGAAGCGCCCGCGCCUCCUCCGCCGCCUCCUGCACGCGUUGCUGCUGCCGUAGAGGACCGCGGUCUGGUCUGCACAGCUAUGUACGACUUUGACGCGUCGGAAGACAACGAGCUUACCUUCGCCGAGGGUGACACGAUCAUCCACGUCGACGACCAGAUCAGCGAUGAUUGGUGGAGCGGUACAAACGAGCGUACGGGCGCUCAGGGGUUGUUCCCCGCCAACUAUGUUGAGCGAGCUUAG